UGAGUGUUCCACGUAUUUUUAAAUGUGGUGGACAAUGGCUCAUUUUUCACUCCAUUUAGCAACAGAAUUAGGAGAACUAGUUAAAGUGAAAGAGCUGAUUGAAAAUAAAGGAGGAGCAAUAAUUAAUGAAGUAGAUUCCAAUGGCUCUACGGCACUACAUAUAGCUGCGGAUUUCGAGCAUAUAAAAGUAGCCAAAUAUUUGUUGGAACACGGUGCAGAUGUGAACGCAAUCACAAAUCCUGAAAAGCAAGGUCCGUUACAUCUCGCUACUGAAAAUAAUAAUUUUUUAAUGGUUCAAUUAUUCACAGAAGCUGGAGCAAAUAUACAGUGUAUAGAUUACGAUGGAAAUAUGCCGAUUCAUAUUGCAGCUGACAUGGGAUAUAUAGAAAUUAUAAAAUAUUUUUUAGAAAAGGGGAUAGAUAUCGAUAUUAUAAAUGAAAGCAGCAAAAUGACGCCUCUCCAAAUGGCUGCCCACAGAGGCCAUAUAGAAGUAAUAGAUUAUUUGCUGUUAAAUAACGCCAACUUGCAUCUCAAAGAUUAUCAGAAUCGGAGUUCAAUUCAUCAUGGUGUUUUAGGAAAGAGAGCUAAAAUUGUUCAUAGCCUUAUUAAAAAAGGAGUUGAUAUAAAUGUUGAAGAUAUCCAUUAUUUGACUCCUUUACAUUUAGCUUGUAGAGAAGGGAAUUUAGAAAUUGUCCAGUUACUUUUAGAAAACGGUGCAGUGUGUAACCUAAAAGAGAGAUUUUGGACUUAUUCUCCACUCCAUUGGUCUGAAACCAAUUAUCUAAAAAUUAUAAAAUAUUUUAUCAACAUAGGGGUAGACCUGAAUUUCGGUACUAGUCAAGAAUGUACUGUUCUGCAUGUAGCUUGUAAGCGGGGUGAAAUUGAAAUUGUUAAAUUUUUGAUUGAAAAUGGUGCAGACGUUAACAAGAAAACUCUACCCAACACAGAAACAGCAGGUUUACAAGAAGACUCUACUCUUUUAUGCUUUGCAAUACUCAAUUUACGCACAGAUGUUGCAGAGUUCUUAAUUCUAAAUGGAGCGGAUUUAAAAGAAGCUGAAUAUAAAGGCAAAUCUUCUUUAUCGAUAGCUUUAGAGUAUAUUCCACGUAAAUAUAUAAUGUCUGCACGUCUGCAGACAGAUUUAAUAGUUCUUUCAAAAGUUUUAAUCAAAUACAACGUGUUAAUUUACAAUCCCUCUCAUACAAUUAUUCAAGAUGAUUAUCAUUUCUUCAAAGAAUUAUUGCAAUAUUAUAAGGACUGCCAAAAAGAAAUAUCAAGUAUGAAGAGUGUAAUAAUAAGGAAUAGUACUGUUUCAUUAUACCAAAUAAUUUGCGACUUCAAUAGAGGUAAGGCGCUUGUUAAGUACCUUUGUAACGACAAUAUUAGAAACGAGUUACAAAAUCUUGAAGAAUAUCUUAAAGAUUUUUCGAUAUAUGGUAAUAUUAAUCCGUUGAUACAACUUAGAGUUAAGGAAGGCUUGAAAAGGAUGGAAUUACUUACAGACGCUGACUUAAUAAUGAUAAAAAUUGCACCUCAGUUACCAUCAGAAAUAAGGUAUACAAUAUUGGAAUACCUAAACAUGACUGAUCUUAAAACUUUCCUAAAAGCUAAAUGGAGUGAUUUUCCACGCCAUUUGGCAACAGAAUUGGAAAAACUAGAAGCUCACCAGUUGAUUGAAGGUGGCGCAAUACUUAAUGAAGUAGAUUCCAAUGGCUCUACGGCACUACAUAAAGCUGUAGAUUUCAGAGACUUGGGCUUAGCCAAAAAAUUAUUGGAACUCGGUGCUGAUGUAAACUCAGUAAAUAAUCCCGAAAAGCAAUGUCCUUUACAUUUCGCUACUGCCAAGAAUAAUAUUGAAAUGGUUCGGUUACUCACAGAAGCUGGAGCAAAUAUGCAGUGUUCAGACUUCGAUGGAGAUAUGCCAAUUCAUAUUGCAGCUAAGGAAGGACAUAUAAAAAUUAUUAAAUAUUUUUUAAAAAAGGGGAUGGAUAUAGAUAUUAUAAAUGAAAAUACCAAAAUGACGCCUCUUCAAAUGGCUGCCUAUAGAGGUCACAUGGAAGUAGUAGACUUCUUGCUGUUAAAUAACGCUAACGUGAAUCUCAAAGAUUAUCAGAAUCGGAGUUCAAUUCAUCAUGGUGUUUUAGGAGGCAAAGCUAAAAUUGUUCAUGGCCUUAUAGAAAAAGGAGUCGAUAUAAAUGUUGAAGAUAUCUAUAAUUUGACUCCUUUGCAUUUAGCUUGUAAAAAGUAUUUCGAAAUUGUUAAGUUACUUUUAAAAAACGGUGCAGUGUGUAACCUAGAGGAGGGAUUUUGGACUUAUUCUAAUAAACUCCAUUGUGCAUAUGAACCCAAUUAUCUAAAAAUUGUAAAAUAUUUUAUUAGCAUAGGGAUAGACGUUAAUUUCGGUACAAGUCAAAAAUGUACUGUUCUGCAUGUAGCUUGUAAAUGGGGUGAGAUUGAAAUAGUUAAAUUUUUGAUUAAGAAUGGUGCAGACGUUAACAAGAAAACUACACUUACUCCUUUAUGUUUUGCAAUACUCAAUUUACGCACAGAGAUUGCAGAGCUCUUAAUUCUAAAUGGAGCGGAUUUAAAAGAAGCUGAAUAUAAAGGCAAAUCUUCUUUAUCGAUAGCUUUAAAUUAUCUGCCAAGUAUUUCUCCAAUUUCAAAACUGACAGAGUUAAUGGAUCUUGCAAAAGUAAUAAUCAAAUACACCGUGUUAAUUUACAAUCCUGUUGAGACAAUUAUUCAAGAUGAUCGUCCUUUCAUCAAAGAAUUAUUACAAUACUAUAAUGAGUGCCAAAACCAAAUAACAAAUAUGAAGAGUGUAUUAAUAAAGAAUAGUACUGUUUCAUUAUAUCAAAUAAUUUGUGACUCCAAUAAUGUUAACGCGCUUUUUAAAUAUUUAUAUAACGACAAUAUUAAAAACGAGUUACAAAAUAUUGAAGAUUAUAUUAAAGAUUUCUCGAUAUAUGGUAAUAUUAGUCCGUUGGUGCAACUUAGAGUUAAGGAAGGCUUGCAAAGAAUGGAAUUACUUACAGACGCCGACUUAAUAAUGAAAAAAAUUGCACCUCAGUUACCAUCAGAAAUAAGGUAUACAAUAUUGGAAUACCUAAACAUGACUGAUCUUAAAACUGUAAUUAAAUUAGAUUUAUUCAAAUAAAAGAUUUUGUGUU
Diabrotica virgifera virgifera (western corn rootworm) is the source of this 3170-nucleotide messenger RNA. RefSeq names its product ankyrin-1-like. Bases 23 to 3157 code for a protein of 1044 amino acids. Lineage: Eukaryota; Metazoa; Arthropoda; Insecta; Coleoptera; Chrysomelidae. The transcript has 3 exons. Gene Ontology annotation, molecular function: protein binding. Gene Ontology annotation, cellular component: cytoplasm. The record is from RefSeq and is a predicted model, not a curated record.